AUGGCAACUUCUAAAGUAGUUCUCGGUAACAUUCUCUUUGUGUUUGUUUGUUUAGGAAUUUGCUCUGCUGCAAGAACACUCCUCACUCUAGAGGACCGUGUCAACUUGCAUGUUGGCACUGUUGUUGGUGGAUAUGGCGGUGGUGGAGGAAGUGGCGGCGGCGGAGGAGGAGGUGCUGGAGUAGAGCACGGUGCUGGUGGCUACGGAGAAGGAGCUGGAGGAGGUGAAGGUGCCGGUGCUGGAUAUGGGGCUGCGGGUGGUGGACACGGUGGUGGUGGAGGAAACGGUGGUGGCGGUGGCGGUGCUGCUGAUGGAGGUGGAUACGGAGGAGGGGCCGGUAAGGGUGGUGGUGAAGGAUAUGGCGGAGGUGGAGCAAAUGGGGGUGGUUAUGGUGGUGGAAGUGGGGGAGGAGGAGGCGGUGGUGCAGGGGGUGCUGGUAGUGGUUAUGGAGGCGGGGAAGGGAGUGGGGCUGGUGGUGGCUACGGUGGAGCCAAUGGUGGAGGAGGAGGAGGUGGAAGUGGUGGGGGUGGUGGAGGAGGUGCUGGCGGAGCAAAUGGAGGAGGAUAUGGUGGUGGUGAGGGAGCUGGACAAGGAGCCGGUGGAGGAUACGGUGGUGGAGCAGCUGGUGGGGGUGGGGGUGGCUCUGGUGGCGGUGGCGGUGGAGGCUAUGGCGGUGGAGGUGCACGUGGGGGUGGGUAUGGAGGUGGUGGUGGGAGUGGCGAAGGUGGUGGCCACGGUGGUGGAUACUACCCCUGA
Messenger RNA from Vigna angularis (adzuki bean), 756 nucleotides. Its product is annotated as glycine-rich cell wall structural protein 1.0. The transcript has a single exon. The coding region runs from base 1 to 756 and encodes 251 amino acids. The record is from RefSeq and is a predicted model, not a curated record. NCBI's taxonomy places the organism in Eukaryota, Viridiplantae, Streptophyta, Magnoliopsida, Fabales, Fabaceae.